AAUUAAGGCCUCCCUGCCUAACACCAUCCCCCACCUAGCCAAGUCCAAAUUCUCACAACCUUCUAUGGAUAGCACCGUUGCUGCCAUCAUGACACAAAAUGGCCGAGCAGAGACCAAGGUUGUCUCCACCCCACGAAAAACCUCCAAAGGUGGCUGGAAUGCUGCCAUCUUCAUUAUCUUUGUUGAGGUGGCUCUGAGAUUUGGCUACUAUGGUUUGGCUGGUAACCUCAUAACAUUCCUCACAAAUGAUCUUCAUCAGUCCACUUCUACGGCCAUCAAGAACAUCAAUACAUGGGUUGGUGUCUCGGCAAUCUUCCCUAUCUUUGGAGCUAUUGUGGCUGACUCUUUACUUGGCCGCUUCAAGACCAUCCUUCUGUCUUCGACCAUUUACUUCGUCGGGAUGGUUCUGUUGACCAUAUCAGUCUCAGUAAUUCCUACGCAUUACAGGGAGGCUGUGUUCUUUAUCGCUCUCUACAUACUAGCUGUUGGUGAAGGUGGUCACAAGCCUAGUGUGCAGACCUUUGCCGCGGAUCAGUUUGAUGAGGAAGAGCCAGAGGAGAAGGCAGCCAAGAGUUCAUUCUUCAACUGGUGGUACUUAGGCAUAGUGGUCGGUGCAUCUUCAGCUAUAUUGGUGGUUAUUUAUAUCCAGGACAAUCUCGGAUGGACAGCAGGAAUUGGAAUCCUGACAGGAGCUUUAGGGGUGGCACUGUUCAUUUUCUUGAUAGGAAUUAAGAGAUACAGGAAACAAGCUCCAGUGGGAAGCCCUUUCACUAUGGUGGCACAAGUAUUUGUGGCAGCCACGAGGAAGCGGCGAGUGGUCCAGACGCGACAAGGGUGGGGCAUAUGUUAUGAGGCAGGUGGGACCGACAUCGAAGGUCAACCCCGGAAACGAACUUUGGCAGCCACUAAUCAAUUCAGGUUCUUGGACAAGGCCAUGGUCAUUGACGAUUUAGAUGCCUCGAGCAAAACAAGGAACCCUUGGCGGCUGUGCUCACUCAACCAAGUGGAAGAAGUAAAGCUUGUCCUGCGCCUCCUCCCCAUUUGGUUAAGUUGCUUAAUGUUCACUGUAGUGAUAGUUCAAACACACACUCUUUUCAUCAAGCAAGGUAGCACAAUGACCAGAUCAAUAGGACCAGACUUCCAAGUUCCACCAGCAUCAUUUCAAAGCCUCGUAGGCCUCACGAUCCUCUUCACUAUCCCACUUUACGAACGUGUUUUCAUCCCAGCGGCGAGAAAAAUAACCGGGCACAGCUCCGGUAUAACAAUGCUACAACGGAUUGGCAUUGGCCUGUUUCUGUCUAUUGUGGAAAUGGUAGUGGCAGCUCUAGUAGAGGGUAAGAGGGUUAGCAUUGCAAGAGAGCAUGGCCUAAUGGACAUCCCAAAAGCAACAAUACCAAUGAGUGUCUGGUGGAUACUUCCGCAGUACAUGAUCAGUGGAAUAUCAGAUGUGUUCACGGUCGUUGGAUUACAAGAAUUGUUCUAUGAUCAAAUGCCGGAAUCGAUGAGAAGCAUGGGAGCUGCAGCAUAUAUAAGUGUAACUGGACUUGGGAGCUUUUUCAACACUGCAAUUAUAACCGUGGUGCAGGCUAUUACAGCAAGGUCCAGUGGCAUUUUGCUUGGCAACAAUCUUAACCGUGCCCAUGUUGACUACUUCUACUGGAUCUUGGCUGUAUUGAGUGCUCUAAAUUUUUGUGUUUAUUUAUGGGUUGCUCAUAGUUUUGUGUACAAAAAGGUUGAAGGUGAGAAACCGCAAGAGGGCAGGGAAUUGGCCUUUGCUGAGCAUUUAGAUGCGAAAACAUGAGGUCAUGGGACCAUAUAAAUGGUGCUAAAUCUAGUAGAAAUUCAAACUAUAUGCAUGUUAAUGUUAAUGUUAAUGUUAAUGUUAAAGCUUGAAUAGAUAGUGUUAUAAGAUGUCAUCAAUGUUUGUGUGAGGAACAUUGUGGUUUACUGCUUGAAAAUCCAUAGCUUUUCUUAAUGA
Molecule: messenger RNA, 1978 nt
Organism: Populus euphratica (Euphrates poplar)
Lineage: Eukaryota; Viridiplantae; Streptophyta; Magnoliopsida; Malpighiales; Salicaceae
Product: protein NRT1/ PTR FAMILY 5.4-like
Exons: 5
Coding region: 65-1801 (578 amino acids)
Biological process (GO): dipeptide transport; transmembrane transport
Cellular component (GO): membrane
Molecular function (GO): dipeptide transmembrane transporter activity; tripeptide transmembrane transporter activity
Source: RefSeq, a predicted model, not a curated record